Messenger RNA from Solanum tuberosum (potato), 1003 nucleotides. RefSeq names its product GDSL esterase/lipase EXL3-like. Gene Ontology annotation, molecular function: hydrolase activity, acting on ester bonds. The transcript is spliced from 5 exons. NCBI's taxonomy places the organism in Eukaryota, Viridiplantae, Streptophyta, Magnoliopsida, Solanales, Solanaceae. Gene Ontology annotation, cellular component: extracellular region. The record is from RefSeq and is a predicted model, not a curated record. The coding region runs from base 15 to 959 and encodes 314 amino acids.
ACUCAUCCUAUACAAUGUUGUAUGUUGUUGUUUGUCAAGCAUUGUUGUUUAGUGCCUGCAUCAGUGAAGCUAAGGUGAAGCUGCCGGAAAAGGCGGUUGUACCGGCGGUGUAUGCAUUUGGAGACUCAAUUGUGGAUCAAGGAAAUAAUAACUACUUAGCCACGACAGUCAAGUGUAAUUUUCCACCUUAUGGAAAGGACUUAAGGGAUAGCAUACCAACUGGAAGGUUUAGUAAUGCCAAGACGCCACCGGACUUGAUAGCUGAAGAACUGGGGAUCAAAGGGCUUAUUCCAGCUUAUUUGGAUCCAAAUCUAAAGGAUGAAGAUCUCAAAACUGGUGUAAGUUUUGCAUCUGGAGGCUGCGGAUAUGAUCCUCUAACAGGUUCUGCCCUGUCAAUCCUACAUCUAUCAGAUCAAUUAACUCUCUUCCAAGAAUACAUUGAGAAGCUAAAGAGCUUAGUUGGGAAACAAGAAGCCACACAUAUUUUAAACAACAGUUUUUAUAUGGUGGUUGCUGGUAGUAAUGAUUUUCUCAACAACUACUAUGUCACCGGAUUUCGAAAGCAUCAAUACGAUAUUAACUCCUAUAUCGAUCAUAUCGUGUCAUGGGCUUCAAAUUUCGUACAAGAAUUGUAUAAGUUGGGUGCAAGAAGAAUUGGGGUUAUGGGGCUUCCUCCAUUAGGAUGUGUGCCCUUUCAAAGAACACUACUAGGUGGAAUAAUAUCUAGAGUUUGUGUCGAUGAAUACAAUCAAGAUGCACAAUUGGCCAACACCAAAUUCGGAGUUGCAUUUGAAUUAUUAUCAAAAACAUUGCCUCAGUCCAAGUUGUUUUUCAUCGAUAUAUAUAAUCUUGUAACUGAUUUCAUUGUCAACAGUACAAAAUACGGUUUUGAAGAAAGUCGAGAAAGGGUGUUGUGGUACAGGAACGAUAGAGGUGAGCGCACUAUGCAACAAAUAUAGUGCAACAUGUGAAGAUGAUACGAAAUAUUUGUUCUGGGAUAGUU